CAGCUUAUCGAUUUGGUUUGCCAAUUGAACGGUUCUCACUGGUUUCUCCCGCCAUAGUCCGGACAACAAUGGCGACGCUAUCGUUCUCUAAGACGCCAAAGGCUUCGCUUGCUCCGCGCCUUAAUCAGGUAUGGCAUUGCGUUACCAUUCGGAGUUCAUUACUUUUUAGACGGAAUUUUGGCUUUCUUAGGACAGAGAGUCUGCGGCCAUUGUCUUCAACCAGUUUAAUUGAGUGGAAGAGGAGGAGACAUUUCAUCUUUGCAGUCCCUCGGGAUGCUGAGGAAGCAUUUAAAAAGACCGUAGAAGUGGAUAGGUUAAUAGAUGCGCUGAGAGAUUCUAAUCCAAAAGAGCUUGAUAAGCUUGUUGUCGAAAAUGUCCUUGCAUUCAAUGAGAGUUUCUGGAUUCGACUUGCUGCAAGAACCGAUACUUGCAAAUCAGAGGAUGAUAAAAAAGACUACGAGGAAUUGGCUAUAUCUGUGAUGAGCAUAGUGGAUCGUCUUGUCCAUAAGACAAAUGAAAGGAUAAACUCAGCUACAGAUGUUCUCAAGGAGAUUUUGAAACCUGCAGUUGAUGAAGUAGAAGAGCUUGCCUGGCCUCCUAGAGAUCCUGAGGCUCUCAAGCUAAUGGAGAAUGUAAUAGUUCAAAGAGAGCAAGAGGGAGAACUAGAUGAGGGAUUUCUUUCAGAAGUUAAUGCACAGCUACGACAAGCAAAAGAAGAUGGGGAUAAACCGGGACUUGUGGCUAUGUUGCAAAAAGUUCUUCAACUGUAUGCUUCUAGAGUACUAUCCAAACGUAGUUACGCAAAAAAAGGUGAUGAAAUUUUGAAGGCUGAGCUGUUCCUGGAGACUGUAAUCAAAGCUCCUGAGGAAGAAUGGAACAAGCUUCUGAUCAGUGGAAUGACAGUUGGUAAGGGGGAUAUUUCUCCAGAGGAAUUCUAUGCUGUCAUCAAAAAGCGAAUUGAACGAACUUUGAUCCGAACAGAGGGAGGUUCUUACCAGCAGCGUGUUCUCACCGAGUAUCUUAAAGGCAUCCAAUCAAGAGCUGAGGAAAUUGUCCAAGUACUUCAGGGCAAGCAACAAUAUUAGCUGUGCAUGAUAUGUAUGAAAUACAACUAGUACUGCUUCUCAACGGUAAAGGCGGAAGGGUUGUGGGGAAAGGCUAGAAAGGACAUAGCAGCCGCUGAGAUUUUUGACCGCCAAGGAAAGGGAGAUAUUGUGCACUUAUGUUCAUUAGCAGAACUAAUUGGCUAUGGAACUGCCAUUGACUUCAUUCCACUCACUUUGAUAUGUAUAUGUCUUAAACCAUGUUUAUGCAACAUUCCUGAUUCCUUUAAAUUCUGUCUUCUACUCUUCUUGAUGUAUACACUCAUUGUCUCAUGCCCGCUUA
This is a messenger RNA of Tripterygium wilfordii, 1386 nucleotides long. RefSeq lists its product as uncharacterized. The coding region runs from base 69 to 1085 and encodes 338 amino acids. Lineage: Eukaryota; Viridiplantae; Streptophyta; Magnoliopsida; Celastrales; Celastraceae. The record is from RefSeq and is a predicted model, not a curated record. The transcript has 11 exons.